AUGAGGGCCCUGCACCGCCGCUGCCGCCUCCUCGCCUCCGCCCUCCUGCUGCUGCUGCUCCUGCCGGGGUUCAGGGGGCCCGUGGCGGUGCUGCUGUUGGCGGCCGAGGCCGCUCCGGAGCCCGGGCCUCCCGACCGCGGGCCGCGGACGCUGUCCCCCCUCCCGCCAGGCCCCACCGCCGCCGCCCAGGCCCCGGGCCGCGCUCCGGCCGAAGCCGCGAGGCCGCGGGGCGCCGAGGGCGGCAAUGGCAGCAGCCCCGGGGCGGCGCCUGCGGCGGAUGACCUCGCGGGGAAGGCGGGGGAAGGAGGCCCCGUGGGCGGCGGCCUCGCGGUGAGCCCCAACCCGGGCGAGAAGCCCAUGACCCAGCGGGCGCUGACCGUGCUGAUGGUGGUGAGCGGCGCGGUGCUGGUGUACUUCGUCGUCCGGACUGUCAGGAUGAGAAGAAGAAACCGAAAGACGAGGAGGUACGGAGUUUUGGACACUAAUAUAGAAAACAUGGAACUGACACCUUUAGAACAGGAUGAUGAGGAUGAUGACAACACGUUGUUUGAUGCCAAUCAUCCUCGAAGAUAA
Molecule: messenger RNA, 573 nt
Organism: Pipistrellus nathusii (Nathusius's pipistrelle)
Lineage: Eukaryota; Metazoa; Chordata; Mammalia; Chiroptera; Vespertilionidae
Source: the annotation of a GenBank genome assembly